AUGCACACUGAGGAAAAAUCUAGUGAAUGUAAUCAGUGUAGAAAGACUUUCAUGCACAUGGCCAGUCUUGCUGUACAUCAGAGAAUCCACACUGGGGAGAAAUCUCAUGAAUGCAAGCUGUGUGGAAAGACAUUCAAGCAUCAUGAAUGCAAUCAGUGUGGAAAGACAUUCAGUCGAGCCUCCAGUCAUGCUGAACAUCAGAGAAUCCACACUGGGGAGAAACCUUAUGCAUGUAGUCAGUGUGGAAAGACAUUCAGUCGGCCCUCUCAUCUUGCUGUACAUCAGAGGAUCCACACUGGGGAGAAACCUUAUGAAUGCAAUCAAUGUGGAAAGACAUUCAGGGACAGCUCAUAUCUUGCUACACACCAGAGAAUCCACACUGAAGAUAAAUCUUAUGAAUGCAAUCAGUGUGGAAAGACAUUCAGUCAGGCCUCUCAUCUUACUGUACAUCAGAGAAUCCACACUGGGGAGAAACCUUAUGAAUGCAAUCAGUGUGGAAAGACAUUCACUCAGAGCUCCAGUCUUGCUUAUCAUCAGAGAAUCCACACUGGGGAGAAACCUUAUGAAUGCAAUCAGUGUGGAAAGACAUUCAGUCAUAACUCCAGUCUUGCUGCACACCAGAGAAUCCACACUGGGGAAAAACCUUAUGAAUGCCAUCAGUGUGGAAAGACAUUCAAGGUGAGCUCCAAUCUCACUGUACAUCAGAGAAUCCACACUGGGGAGAAAUCUCAUGAAUGCAAGCUGUGUGGAAAGACAUUCAAGGUGAGCUCCAAUCUCAAUGUACAUCAGAGAAUCCACACAGGGGAGAAACCUUAUGAAUGCAAUCAAUGUGGAAAGACAUUCAGUCAGAGCUCCAGUCUUGCUUAUCAUCAGAGAAUUCACACUGGGGAGAAACAUCAUGAAUGCAAUCAGUGUGGAAAGACAUUCAGUCGGGCCUCCAGUCUUGCUGAACAUCAGAGAAUCCACACUGGGGAGAAACCUUAUGCAUGCAGUCAGUGUGGAAAGACAUUCAGUCGGCCCUCUCAUCUUGCUGUACAUCAGAGGAUCCACACUGGAGAGAAGCCUUAUGAAUGCAAUCAGUGUGGAAAGACAUUCAGGGACAGCUCAUAUCUUGCUGCACACCAGAGAAUCCACACUGAAGAUAAAUCUUAUGAAUGCAAUCAGUGUGGAAAGACAUUCAGGUACAGUUCCAGUCUUGCUGCACAUCAGAGAAUCCACACAGGGGAGAAACCUUAUGAAUGCAAUCAAUGUGGAAAGACAUUCAGAGACAGCUCCAAUCUUGCUUAUCAUCAGAGAGUCCAUACUGGAGAGAAACCUUAUGAAUGCAAUCAGUGUGGAAAGACAUUCAGUCAGGCCUCUCAUCUUGCUGUACAUCGACGAAUCCAUACUGGGGAGAAACCUUAUGAAUGCAAUCAGUGUGGAAAGACUUUCAGCCAGAGCUCCAGUCUUGCUGUACAUCAGAGAAUCCAUACUGGAGAGAAACCUUAUAAAUGCAAUCAGUGUGGAAAGACAUUCAAUCGGAGCUCCAGUCUUGCUGCACAUCAGAGGAUCCACACUGGCCACAAACCUUAUAAAUGCAAUCAAUGUGGAAAGACAUUCAAUCGGAGCUCCAAUCUUGCUGUACAUCAGAGGAUCCACACUGGGCAGAAACCUUAUGAAUGCAAUCAGUGUGGAAAGACAUUCAGUCAGAGCUCCCAUCUCGCUGUACAUCAGAGAACCCACACUGGGGAG
Gracilinanus agilis (Agile Gracile Mouse Opossum) is the source of this 1731-nucleotide messenger RNA. RefSeq names its product zinc finger protein 658-like. Gene Ontology annotation, molecular function: RNA polymerase II cis-regulatory region sequence-specific DNA binding; DNA-binding transcription factor activity. The transcript has 3 exons. The record is from RefSeq and is a predicted model, not a curated record. NCBI's taxonomy places the organism in Eukaryota, Metazoa, Chordata, Mammalia, Didelphimorphia, Didelphidae. The annotation marks the transcript as partial. Gene Ontology annotation, biological process: regulation of transcription by RNA polymerase II.